Messenger RNA from Spodoptera frugiperda (fall armyworm), 3677 nucleotides. It is a transcript of the gene Tis11, whose product is annotated as protein TIS11. The coding region runs from base 669 to 1487 and encodes 272 amino acids. Gene Ontology annotation, molecular function: mRNA binding; metal ion binding. Lineage: Eukaryota; Metazoa; Arthropoda; Insecta; Lepidoptera; Noctuidae. The record is from RefSeq and is a predicted model, not a curated record. The transcript is spliced from 3 exons.
GCCCGCUGCCGGCCUGCCGGCGUUUCACGGGCGAAGCCGAACACAACAAGCUCAGUGCGCGAGCUAGCGUGAUACGGAAUGUACGUGUGGUGCGUCUUGCGCGGACGUUGACUCUGCGAUUUAUUUUUUUAUCUUACGAUUUAUACGCCCAGAAUUAAAAAGUAUUGGAGUAUACAGUCGAUAACCUAAAAAGAGUUUUUAUCAUAAAAGUUGACUUCGUGACAGUUCGCGCAGAAUUUUGACCAAAAUCUGUGAAUUUCCGUAUAGACGCGAAAAAGUGAAGGAGACAUUUCGAAACAAAGGACUGUUUUGUACAUUUUCGCAACGAUUGCGAAAUUGUGUUCAAAAAAUAACUGAUCUGGCUCAAUCGUGGAGGGCUAAUUAAAAAAAAACAGCCCCUGGCCAACUAGUUCGGACACAAUCUGUGGUCACCGAACGACAAAACAAAAGCGUAACGAUUUACUAGAUUAUUACAAGGACCAUAUUUGUAAAGGUUUUCAUAAAAUUCUCGUUAAAAAGUAUCGUGAACUUUUCAUCGGCUAACCUAAAAAUUACAGUGAUUUUGUCUACCUUACAAAUUCGUGCUUCAGUGGAUCAGUCAGUUUGCAGAUAUUUGAUACGAGAAAAUUAAGCACUAAAACCUGGAUUAAGUGUCGAGUUGGUUUUGCAUGAUGUCUACUGCCAUAAUGCAUCAGUCUGCGCUGUACGACUUUGGUGAUCUGUUCUUGAAGGUGAGUCCCGAUUACGAGUUGGAUGAAAUGACCGUAAUUAACCAAUCUCGGCCAGUGCAGACGAUGAACGCCACACUGAGCGCGACCCUUGGCCCUGUGGGAGCUGGAGCAGUAUCUGGUGCAGUCAGUUGGGAGCAGCAUCCAGUGCUAGCUCGCGCUGCUUCCGUGCCAGCUCACCGAGCCCUCGCCGGGCUACUCGAUCGUCUCGGACACCGCCGGCUCGAGCGCACCACCAGCGAACCCGCGCCACCCCCACCAGCAACAAGCAGAUACAAGACAGAACUCUGCAGACCUUUCGAAGAAGCCGGUGUAUGCAAAUAUGGCGAUAAGUGUCAAUUUGCGCAUGGAAUGCGCGAACUGCGCAACUUGCAACGCCACCCUAAGUACAAGACGGAGCUGUGCCGCACAUUCCACUCUGUUGGAUUUUGUCCAUAUGGACCCCGGUGCCACUUCGUACACAACGCAGAAGAGGCGCGGCGCCGUGAACCGCCUUCUCCUGGUGGCUCCUUGGCGUCCCUGUCGUCUGGCGGCUCCCUAGCCUCAUACAUGAGCGACGGCUCGCGCUCCCCGCGCUCGCCUCACUCGCCGCUGGCCCCGCAGUCUCCCCUGGCGCCGCACUCUCCACCUGCAAUGUCUCCCCCUGCGCACGCCACGGCAUUCGCGUUCCGCCGCACGCAGUCUCCUGACCCUGAAGAAGAGCGACUCCCUGUGUUCAACCGUCUCUCAUCGGCGUUCGGGGACCUCGUCAUCGCCUAGAGCCUGCAACCGCUUAGUCCUAAGUUAACUUAUACCGAACAUAGCUUAAGGAUUGUCCGUCACAUUGUGCCUACUCGACGUCUUCCAGCCAGCGCCCGAGCGGCGUCCCGCUCGUCGCGCUUCGCGCACACGCACACCCGCUCAACGAAUGAUCUCCAGUUUGUCGAUGCUAUUUUGCUACUUCGCCUUGUAAUUUAUAAAGUUAACGAACGAAGUGUUUUCUGGCGUCUCGAAAGUUUGCGGUGUGAAGUAUAGUGGUUUCGUACCUACAUUUUUAGUUAUCGGCACGCACUUGUAAAUGGCACCUUAUAAUAUUAGAUAUUUAUUGUGUAGCUCGCGGAAGUCUUCCCGAUGAUCCUCCGCCGAGCGGUGGUCUCUGUAAAGUUAGCUUAUAGAACAUUUUAUUUAUUUCGUACUGCCUAUCCGCGCUCGGUACUGUACCGCGAGAAGGCGCUCGUGAUCUAUUUUUAAGGGUUUAAGAUAAUAAUUUAUUAUUUAUUUUGAGUCUCUUUAACUGUAAUAAUUAUUUUAUUUUGUAACUAGCAGCUGCGAUGCCGCACCGCAUACGGACGAGGCCUGCGUCGACGGGACGUGGCUCGUUACCAUACAUAAAGUCGACUGAUUCUGCACCUGAACUCAAAAAUCUUACUUGUAUUGCAUAUUUAUAACAACAACCGAUUUGCACGCUACGGGCGGAAUCAGUCGAUUUACUACUCGGGAGCUCGAUGGUCUUGUGGAUCAAAGUAUUCCAGUUUUAUUAUUCUCGAAUAAUUAUUUAUUGUAGUCGACCUCGGCAAGCUAAAACCGAAAGUGCUCAUUUGCGGCCGCGUGCCGUACGAUAAUCUCCGGCUAGUCGACAUCGCUAGCGAUCUCCUCGGCGGCCCAACUAAGCACUAUCGGCACGACUAGUCUGCCGAGGAUUAUUAUUAUUUUUUCAUUUUACCUCGUGCGAGGAGGACGAGAUGCGGCCUGAAACCGGUCCCAAGUUUGGGUGAUUAUUUUCGUAGUGGUCGCGCCGAGCCCCUCUCGGCGCGCGGCGCUCGCGUCCGCCUCGCAAAAAGCAUCGGGACCGGAGCUCCCGAGCACUGGCCCGCCGAACUCCCGAGUUGUACCGAUAAACCUGUAUAAAGAUAUGACACAAUAAUAUAUGAAACAUGUUUAUACAAUUGUUGCCGGCGAGCGGUCGCCGCGCGGGGCGGGGUCGGUGCUGCGGACAUGUCGCGCUCGCCCGCGCUCCGCAUCAAGUGUGCCUUUUACUUUAUUAACGAGAUAAAUCGAUUUAUUUAAUUUUUAGUUGAUCGAGAUAGAUUAUUGUUUAUUUAUUGUCUCCUUUUGAAUAUAAUAUUCAAAUUGGCACAGUUAUUAGGUACUUUAGUCCUACUUUGACAGAACUAAGUGAUUAGUUUCCAAGUAGCAUAGUUUUCUUUUGAAUUUAAAGUGUGAUAUUUUAUAAUAUUUAUAUAAAACAAAGUUUAAACUUUUAAUUAAGGGACCAAUGUAAGUGAUUAGGAGAAAUUCUGAUAGAAUCAUCGUGCGCUAUCGAAUCUUACCAAGAGACUGUAUCCUCGCGACACAUUUGAUAUUUUUAUAACUUGUCAGAUCUACGAGUUCUUAUAGUCUAAUAUAUUACAAUAAAACGACAUUUUGACCAAUACUGGUUUUGCGUUUGAUUAUAUUAUUAUUCAGCUUUAUAGAACCGAGAUGGUAUUUUUUAUUUUGUUUUACUAUUUUUAGUUUCAGUUUUUCUCCCUUUCUAAGCAAGUCGUUCAACAAAUAAUAAUUUUGUACCUAAUGUUAAGGAAUUUUAGUUUUAAGCGUUCAUAAAGAUCACGAUUAUUAUUUAUUAUCAGUUCAUUACAAAUUAUAAACCAUUAAAAACUGAUUUAUUUAAUUUCUUUUGUAUUUAAACCGACAUUUAAGUUGUAACUUGUUUAGCUUAAUGUUAGUAAUAUAUCAUGAGUCAUAUAAUAUAACAGUUCAGUUUAGUUUACGACACUUUUAAUUAAGUAUUUAAUUUUUACUAAUUUAAUUCCAAUUUUAAGUUAAUCUUCCAAAAAAUGACUAUUACGUAUUCUAUUAUUUUUCUUAUGGACAAACAAAUUAAGUAGAAAGCUUAAUUAUGACAUUUUUCUUGUAAGUUUUCUUAUUUCCAUCUGCAUUUUUAUUGAAUUAUAGUCAAAAUAAUGUUUA